Molecule: messenger RNA, 849 nt
Organism: Asparagus officinalis (garden asparagus)
Lineage: Eukaryota; Viridiplantae; Streptophyta; Magnoliopsida; Asparagales; Asparagaceae
Product: probable pectate lyase 20
Molecular function (GO): pectate lyase activity
Source: RefSeq, a predicted model, not a curated record
AUGGAAAAUGCUUCUUCAAAUGGGACAAAGUUAUUAAAUAUGUUAUCCAAGUGGAAUCCUGUUGGUGCUUCUUUGAUUGAUACGAGCAUAGAAAAUAGCACACAACGCCGUUCCCUCGCUUACCUAACCUACGGAACUGGCAACCCCAUCGACGACUGCUGGCGCUGCGACCCCCACUAGCAUCGCAAACGCAAGCGCCUCGCAGACUGCGGCAUUGGCUUCGACCACAAUGCCCUAGGCGGACACAACGCGGUAUGUUACGUCGUGACCGACCCCAACGAUGACAACCCUGUCACUCCCAAGCCUGGGACCCUCCGUCACGCCGUCAUCCAGGAGGAACCCCUCUGGAUCAUCUUCAAGCGCGACAUGGUCAUCACCCUCAAGCAAGAGCUCAUCAUGAACAACUUCAAGACCAUCGACGGCCAGGGCGUCAACGUCCACAUCGCCAACGGAGCUUGCAUCACCAUCCAGUUUGUGACCAAUAUCAUCAUUCAUGGGGUUCACAUUCAUGACUGCAAUCCGACGGGCAACGCGAUGGUGAGGAGGUCGCCGUCACAUUACAGGUGGAGGACGAUGACGGAUGGAGACGGGGUUUCUAUCUUUGGGGGGAGUCAUGUUUGGGUUGAUCACUGCUCGCUGUCGAACUGUGAUGAUGGGCUCAUUGAUGCUAUUGUGGGGUCUACUGCCAUUACCAUAUCUAACAAUUACUUCACUCAUCACAAUGAGGUGAUGCUUCUGGGUCACAGUGAUUCUUAUGAGAGGGACAAGAUUAUGCAGGUCACGAUUGCCUUCAAUCAUUUUAGGGAAGGACUCAUCCAAAGGAUGCCAAGGUAUAAGCUGAAGCUAUGA